UCUUAACAAACUGUCUAUAUGCAAUUUACUAAGAAAAAUAUCACAGCGUCUUCCUGACAUAUGAACAUCUUUUCAACAUAUGGUCACAAAAAUAUUUAACAUAUGUUGGUAAGAGUGAUUGAUUCAUGAAGUUUGAAAACUUAUCACUGUGCGUCAGGCAAUCUCGUUUGUUGUUUUAACUCGCUUUCGUUGACAAUGCCGAUGCCGGAAUUGUUUCCUUUGACUGAUUUGUUUGUAGGCUUCCAACAUUGAUGUUAAUCUGUCACUCAUCAUGAACAGUGCUGUGAAGUUUGGAAUUGGUUUUCUAAUAUUCUCUGUUGGAACAGAAUUGGCAUGGCAACUAUGGAAGAAAUACUUUAGGGAAAAUAAAGACAGUAAUUAUAAAAUUAUUACUGAAGUACUAAUCUUCAAUUCUGAAGGUGCUGAUUGUCGUACCCACUCGAUGACAAAUAUGUCCUGUGGAAUUUCCCAUUGUCCUGUGAGAAAUGUCAGAAAGUUACUGUCUUUUUUUGACUCCGCCAAAAAAACAUUGGAUAUCUGCAUUUAUAUCCUCACAUCCAAAGAUCUCACAGACGCAAUUAUUCGAGCACAUGAAAGAGGCAUUACCAUCAGGUUGAUGGUAGAUUCGAUAAUGUCAGAGAACAGUGCUUGCUCCUUUCAAUUAACCCGUAUCAGACGAGCAGGAAUAAAAGUACUUAUGCAUCGAUCUACAGUGAGUCUUAUGCACCACAAAUUUGCCAUAAUGGAUGAAAAGUUAAUGAUUUUCGGUAGUACAAAUUGGACCAUGCAAGCGUUCUUCGGAAAUUUUGACGCCACUCUGAUAACGAAUCAGACUGAAUUAGUCCGUGUAUUUUCAUCUGAAUUCAACAGAAUGUGGAAUGUGAUAAGUUUAUUCUAUGCCGAUUUAGCCAGUGAGACAGGACGAAAUUACAUAUAUUGACGAUAUUUAUUUUUUAUCAAAAUUAUUAUCAAAAUGUAUUUGCCAAUUGUGUUGCGCCGAAUAUAAUAUAAUCUAUAAUAUAUAAUCUAUCGAAUAAUAUUUUUACAUAUUUUUCCAAAUUCCUCUAUACCUCGUUGAUUUCUUAAUUCGAAAAACAAGAAAGAAUAUUCUGUCUUGGCAGUAGCCAGUGGUGGAGUGAUUGAUGCCUGUGGUUGAUUAUGAAUUUAGAAUUGACUGAGUGAUGUGUUGAGCAAUGCGACCACAGACCUCUGAAAAUUUUUAUAACAUAUUUAAUUCAUACGGAAAUUCAUCCAUAUCAUUUAUAUUGUAAAACGUUAUUCCUACCACUUUGUUACCACUCGAUACAUAUAAUGACUCUUUAGAAUAAUUCAACAAGUUU
Molecule: messenger RNA, 1340 nt
Organism: Fopius arisanus
Lineage: Eukaryota; Metazoa; Arthropoda; Insecta; Hymenoptera; Braconidae
Gene: zuc
Product: Mitochondrial cardiolipin hydrolase zuc
Exons: 3
Coding region: 272-940 (222 amino acids)
Biological process (GO): piRNA processing
Cellular component (GO): mitochondrion
Molecular function (GO): RNA endonuclease activity producing 5'-phosphomonoesters, hydrolytic mechanism
Source: RefSeq, a predicted model, not a curated record